Molecule: messenger RNA, 1366 nt
Organism: Anopheles bellator
Lineage: Eukaryota; Metazoa; Arthropoda; Insecta; Diptera; Culicidae
Product: tetraspanin-33-like
Exons: 1
Coding region: 310-1143 (277 amino acids)
Biological process (GO): protein maturation; protein localization to plasma membrane
Cellular component (GO): membrane
Source: RefSeq, a predicted model, not a curated record
AUUGGAAAGUUCGUGGUCGGAGUGUUUAUCUUUAAAGCGGACGGACGAAAAACGGACUGUAGUUAUUCGAUGCAAUGAUUAGCAACGGUCGAACCUCGAGUGCAUAGCAGCUUCCGUCGGGGCACCGCGAACACGGUCGCUGCCUAGCACUCUGUGCAAGUAAACAAAGGAUUUCUCUGCUCGAUUGCCUCGACUGCCCCCAGAUCACCAUCAUCUCGCCAUCAUCGCUGUGAAAAGUGCAUUCUAGUCGCUAGCUGCAGCCCACGUCCUCAUACGGGCAUUCGAUUGAAGGACAACGACUCGACGAAAAUGCCACCGUACCGAUACCCCACCAACAACUUCACCUACGUCAGUUCUUGCGUGAAGUAUAUGAUAUUUCUGCUGAACUUCAUCUUCUGGCUUUUCGGUGGGCUACUGAUCGGCAUUGGUUUCUACGCUUUUGUGGAUAAAUGGCAGGCUACCGGGUUGAUCAAACUCGAGACGUUCUACGACAUCGUGCUGAACCUUUCGCUGGUGAUGAUAAUUGCGGGAGGCAUCGUGUUCGUGGUCAGUCUAGCCGGAUGUCUCGGUGCGCUGCGGGAAAAUACCUGCCUGUUGAAGUUCUACUCGCUCUGUUUGCUGAUAUUUUUCCUGUGCGAAAUGGCUAUCGCCAUCACGGCGUUCGUAUUUCCGCACAAGGUAAACAGCGUCCUGGAGGAGUCGUUUACGGACAAAAUCAUCACCACUUACCGCGACGAUCCGGAUCUGCAGAAUCUCAUCGAUUUCGCGCAGCAAGAAUUCCACUGCUGCGGGCUCAGCAACGAGGGCUACUUGGAUUGGGGCAAGAACGAGUACUUUAACUGCUCCUCGCCGAGUGUGGAGAAAUGCGGCGUACCGUACUCCUGCUGCAUCAAUGCCACCGAUAUAAGCUCCGGGCUGGUGAACAUUAUGUGCGGUUACCACAUCCAACAGCAGUCGGUGGCGGCGGCAAGCAAGAAAAUCUGGACUAACGGGUGCAUCGAGAUCGUUCGCGUAUGGGCUGAGCGCAACUUGUACGUGAUUGCGGGCAUUGCGCUCGGGGCCGCCAUCAGCCAGCUGUUCAUUAUCUAUCUAGCCAAAACGCUCGAAGGACAGAUCGAUCUGCAGAAGAGUAGCUGGUCAUAGUGAAUUUACAUCGGGUGGGGAGGCGGCGUUGGCCGACCAGUAUGAUCCGUCGCUCGGACACACGGAUCGCGAGACCCGCAACAACAUAAUUAACCAACGCAAGGAGUAGAAGAACAACAGUGGAGCAUUUGCGAUCCAAAAGAGCUAUGCGAGAGGGAGAGAGAGAUUAAAAUACGCGAAGGAAAAACAGAGCCACACGCUACAAUGGAACUGUCCGCCAACA